Messenger RNA from Schistosoma curassoni, 1461 nucleotides. NCBI's taxonomy places the organism in Eukaryota, Metazoa, Platyhelminthes, Trematoda, Strigeidida, Schistosomatidae. The record is from the annotation of a GenBank genome assembly.
AUGACUAUUACUACUACUACUACUACUACUACUACUACUACUACUACUACUACUACUACUACUACUACUACUACUACUACUACUACUACUACUACUACUACUACUACUACUACUACUACUACUACUACUACUACUACUACUACUACUACUACUACUACUACUACUACUACUACUACUACUACUACUACUACUACUACUACUACUACUACUACUACUACUACUACUACUACUACUACUACUACUACUACUACUACUACUACUACUACUACUACUACUACUACUACUACUACUACUACUACUACUACUACUACUACUACUACUACUACUACUACUACUACUACUACUACUACUACUACUACUACUACUACUACUACUACUACUACUACUACUACUACUACUACUACUACUACUACUACUACUACUACUACUACUACUACUACUACUACUACUACUACUACUACUACUACUACUACUACUACUACUACUACUACUACUACUACUACUACUACUACUACUACUACUACUACUACUACUACUACUACUACUACUACUACUACUACUACUACUACUACUACUACUACUACUACUACUACUACUACUACUACUACUACUACUACUACUACUACUACUACUACUACUACUACUACUACUACUACUACUACUACUACUACUACUACUACUACUACUACUACUACUACUACUACUACUACUACUACUACUACUACUACUACUACUACUACUACUACUACUACUACUACUACUACUACUACUACUACUACUACUACUACUACUACUACUACUACUACUACUACUACUACUACUACUACUACUACUACUACUACUACUACUACUACUACUACUACUACUACUACUACUACUACUACUACUACUACUACUACUACUACUACUACUACUACUACUACUACUACUACUACUACUACUACUACUACUACUACUACUACUACUACUACUACUACUACUACUACUACUACUACUACUACUACUACUACUACUACUACUACUACUACUACUACUACUACUACUACUACUACUACUACUACUACUACUACUACUACUACUACUACUACUACUACUACUACUACUACUACUACUACUACUACUACUACUACUACUACUACUACUACUACUACUACUACUACUACUACUACUACUACUACUACUACUACUACUACUACUACUACUACUACUACUACUACUACUACUACUACUACUACUACUACUACUACUACUACUACUACUACUACUACUACUACUACUACUACUACUACUACUACUACUACUACUACUACUACUACUACUACUACUACUACUACUACUACUACUACUACUACUACUACUACUACUACUACUACUACUACUACUACUACUACUACUACUACUACUACUACUACUACUACUACUACUACUACUACUACUACUACUACUACUCAAAUAACGUAG